UCACUUCUCCACCAGGAAGGCACACACGUGGAUAAAAAAAAGUCCCACUUCCCACAUGUAUCUUUAAGAGCAGAGUGUAUAGUGAGUGGAGGCGGGGUGGUGAGGAUGAACUCAUGUGGCUGUGGAGUUCCCUCCAAGGCCGCUAGGCGCGUCUCUGCUCCAUGGAAGCUGCCGAAGAGAGACUGAAGGCUGAGGAGAGGAGAGCAGGAGGAGGAGGAGGAGGAGGAGAGAGCAGAGAGAGAGGACGCUGUUUUAUCAGCCAAGUGCAGCCGGAAUCGUGAGGAGCGGACGAUGGGGGGAAAAAAUCCCACUCUUGUUUCUUUUUCUCCAACAUCACCGUCAUUAACAUGUAGACCGGUGCGUGUCCAAAGACCCGGAGCGCAAUGGUCUUUUUUCCUGUCUAGGAGAAUAUCAAUCUAAUUAUAGUUGUGAAUAAAAAAAAAAAGAAACAUUUGGAUUAACUGCGGACUUGUUUUUUUGGACUAAUGGGGUUUCCUUCAUUUGUUUCCUUGCGUGUGUAAAUGUUGGACCGCAUUUUGAACCUGAGUUUCUACCCUCUGGAGGAGUGAAAAGUGCGCCAGCCUUAUUUCUAACAGCUUGAGCGUCGGUAUUUUUUUUUUUUUUUGAGGUUGGCUAUGUGGCUUUUGGAAAGGAAUGCACCUUUAUCCUAACGGGACGUAACGCACAGAGGAAUAUUGUCUGAGGUUUGGAAAACACAAGCAGCGGAUGAUGGGAUCCUUGCCUUAAACGGAGGCAAAAAAAAGGGGAGAGGACAGACUUUGGACUGGACUGAACUACUCCAAGAAUACCACAACUACAACCACUGCACCACUACUCCUGCCUCUGCUGCUGCUGCACAUGGCCCCCGCCUCAAAAUGAUGGAAAACCCUCAUCGCUGACUGGCUUGUCUACCUUCUGACAAGCGGAGCUUAAAGAUGACAUCUCUGCUGUUUUCUUCUCCGUCGUAGUGGUUGUUGGCAGGACCUUUUUGAGGAAUAUUUUUUGUCAUAUUAUGAGGAAUAUUUCUCAGAUUUCCCUUCAACCCAAUCCGUAGGAAACCGAUGGCUGCUACAUUCCCGCCGGAUGGUUGGCGAUGCCUGGAUUUUAAAAAGGAUCGUUAGCGAUCACGACCUCUUCUGCCCCGAGUUACCCACUUUACUUAUGCUUGUGUGUGAAUGUGAUUUUAGUGUGAUUGUGUGUUUGUGUUUGCAUCUGCAUGGCGUAAGUGAGAGAUAGAAAAUAAGGAUUUUGUACUCGGAUACACGACGACGCAGUGAACAAUUGGAAAACAAGGAGUAACAGCUAUGUCCCGGUGGAGACACCAUUCAAGGACUGGGUGUCAGCUACUUCAGACUGCCAAGAGUGGGAGCAGGAUGAUGGGAUACGUAAGGCUUGAAGGCUCCUUAAGCGGCGGCCGCUGGGUGUCCUCCCUAAUAUGGCUGGGACUGCUGCUGCUGCUGCAGACGUCUCCAGCCGCCGUGUCGGCUCAGAAACUCGACGAGAACGACCCCGUGGUCACCACCACGUACGGCAAGCUGCGUGGCAUUAAGAAGGAGCUCAACAACGAGAUCCUGGGUCCCGUCGUGCAGUUUCUCGGUGUCCCGUACGCCGCCCCGCCCACCGGCGAGCGCCGCUUUCAGCCUCCGGAGCCGCCGACGUCGUGGCCGGAGAUCCGCAAUGCCACGCACUUCGCCCCGGUGUGCCCUCAGAGCAUCGUGGAGGGCCGCCUGCCGGACGUGAUGCUGCCGGUGUGGUUCACCAACAGCAUCGACGUGGUGUCCACGUACGUCCAGGACCAGAGCGAGGACUGCCUCUAUAUUAACAUCUACGUCCCCACUGAGGAUGGUCCCCUUACAAAGAAACACACUGAUGAUUUAGGUGAUAGUGACCGCACGGACGACGAAGACAUCAGGGAGAGUGGAAGCCCCAAGCCGGUGAUGGUUUUCAUCCACGGGGGCUCCUACAUGGAAGGAACUGGGAAUAUGUUUGACGGCAGCAUCCUGGCCAGCUAUGGAAAUGUGAUUGUCAUAACUGUCAACUACCGGCUGGGCGUCCUAGGCUUCCUGAGUACAGGUGACCAGGCAGCCAAAGGGAAUUACGGUUUGCUGGACCAGAUCCAGGCUCUGCGUUGGACUAGCGAGAACAUCGCAGCCUUCGGCGGCGACCCGUUACGUAUCACUGUGUUCGGCUCGGGCGCCGGAGCUUCCUGUGUCAACCUGCUCACGCUGUCUCACUACUCCGAGGGAAACCGCUGGAGCAACUCCACCAAAGGACUGUUCCAGAGGGCCAUCGCCCAGAGUGGCACAGCUCUGUCCAGCUGGGCCGUCAGUUUUCAGCCAGCCAAGUACGCCCGGAUGCUGGCCCGUAAGGUGGGCUGUAACUUGGAGGACACCGUGGAGCUCGUGGGGUGCCUUCAAAGGAAACAUUACAAGGAGCUGGUGGAUCAAGACAUCCAGCCAGCCCGCUAUCACAUCGCCUUUGGACCUGUUAUUGAUGGAGAUGUUAUACCUGAUGACCCUCAGAUACUCAUGGAGCAAGGCGAGUUCCUCAACUAUGACAUUAUGCUGGGAGUUAACCAGGGCGAGGGCCUUAAGUUCGUGGAGCUCAUCGUGGACAACGAAAACGGCGUUCAGGCGAACGACUUUGACUACGCCGUGUCCAGCUUUGUGGAUGACUUGUAUGGCUACCCAGAGGGUAAAGACAUCCUCCGAGAGACCAUCAAGUUCAUGUACACGGACUGGGCUGACAGGCACAACCCGGAGACCCGCCGGAAAACACUGCUGGCCCUUUUCACCGAUCACCAAUGGGUGGCACCGGCUAUCGCCACGGCUGACCUGCACUCCAGCUUCGGGUCACCGACAUACUUCUAUGCCUUCUACCACCACUGUCAGACGGAACAGGUACCACCAUGGGCAGACGCAGCACAUGGAGAUGAGAUCCCGUAUGUGUUUGGGCUACCGAUGAUUGGACCGACAGAGCUGUUUCCCUGCAACUUCUCUAAGAAUGAUGUGAUGCUCAGUGCCGUGGUCAUGACCUACUGGACAAACUUUGCCAAAACAGGGGAUCCAAACCAGCCUGUCCCCCAGGACACCAAGUUCAUCCACACCAAGCCCAAUCGCUUUGAAGAAGUGGCAUGGACACGCUACAACCAGAAAGACCAGCUUUACUUACACAUUGGCCUGAAGCCCCGGGUCAAAGAGCACUACCGUGCCAACAAGGUCAACUUGUGGUUGGAGCUGGUUCCUCAUCUGCACAGCCUCAACGAGGUCACCCAGCUCAUCCCCACCACGACCAAGAUCCCUCCACCGGAAGCUACCAACCGCACCCCGAAGACCAAGGUUCUGGUGACCAAGCGCCCCAACCCGACUCCGUUCCCCACCGAGACCCAGGACAGCCACAUCCAGCCCCACCUGGUGGACCAGCGCGACUACUCCACCGAGCUGUCGGUGACCAUCGCCGUAGGAGCCUCCCUGCUCUUCCUCAACAUCCUGGCCUUCGCCGCCCUUUACUACAAGAAGGACAAGCGCCGGCACGACGUCCACAGGCGCUGCAGCCCCCAGCGGAGCGCCGCCAACGACCUGGCUCACACUCAGGAGGAGGAGAUCAUGUCCCUGCAGAUGAAGCAGCACUCGGACCUGGACUGCAGGGGAGUGGGCGACUCCCUGCACCCGCACGACGUGGUGCUGAGGACUGCCUGUCCGCCGGACUAUACUCUGGCCAUGAGGCGCUCGCCGGACGACAUCCCGCUCAUGACGCCAAACACCAUAACCAUGAUCCCCAGCACCAUGGGGGGGCUGACGUCGCUCCACUCUUUCAACACCUUCCCCAGCAGCGGGCAGAACAACACCCUGCCUCAUCCGCACCCGCACUCACACUCCACCACCCGGGUAUAGCCCUGUGGAUGCACCCACGCAGGCAGGGACUCUGUUGGCUGAAACAAAAAGCUAACGCCACUGCUACAGCAGAGACUUAAGGCCGACAUGCUGACAACCGCAGAUAUGUCAGGAGCUGUAUCGCCAGCCUGGAGUUGCCCAUGGAAUUACACUGGGAUUGUACAACACCCUGUUAAUACCUGAGGGAAUAUAGUCAAGGGGAUUUCUGGGGGUUUGGACCAGAGGAAGAAAAAAAAAAAAAGGAAUAAUUAUGUUUUUGUAGAAAAAUAAAAGACAAGAAUAAAAAAGUAUAAAUAAGGAGUUGAAGAAAAAAACAACCUCACAAACUAAAACAAAGAGGAGGAUGUUUUUUUUUUAUUAUUAUUAUUUUUGUUCUGAUAUUGCAGCAAAACAAGGUACAGUAAACUACUUUUUCUUUCUAGCGACAGAUAUGGCCUUCGAGGCUUUUGACAAAUGACUGCCUGACAGUAUUAUCUGGAAGCAGAACAGAGCAUCAGACACGCCUCGGAGGUAAGAAGAGGGGAGCACUUUGUAAAAGAAAGAAAACAUAUUGUUUUCCUUUUGGCAUCGCACAGCAGAUUACUCUGUUUUGUGGGGGCACAGAGUAGGUGCGGUGCAAACCAAUUUAGGCAUGUGUUAACUUCAUAAAUGGAGGCUAUGUAAGAUAAAGCAAAAAACAAUUGUUGAAUAGAAACAAAAAGGAAGGACUGGGAACUUCGAGGAAAAAAAGAAACCCCUGUAUGCACAAUGGAACCAUUUUGAGGAGAAAAAAAAAAAAUGUCACAGAUACUUUUCAUCCAUUUAUUUUUGAGGAUUGGGAACAAUUUUAUUGUAUAGAACCUAUUUACAUAUCUAGAUCUGUACACUAAGCACCAGGCUGUUUAAGCCCUCUUCUCUUAGGGUGUGGGGGGAGGGUGGGAUUGGGGGGCGGGUGGGGCGUCUAUACUGCAAACCUGCCAGCAGGACUGAACCAGUUGGGAAUCGGGGAUCCACCUUCUGGCUUUUCUGGCGGUUCCAACUUCGACACAGAGAGCUGAGGGACAAAAGGAUAAUUGGAUAUUUUAGCACGAUGCGCAUGACAAUUUAUCUGCUUGAUGGCUGCUCUGCUGAUUAUGUCAUUAUUAAGAAUAAUUUUCACCCUCUCCCUUGCAUGGGAGCAAUUUUCAGAUGGAUUUUCCUGAUUGGAUUACAGGAAAACACACACACACCCCUCGCAGGACCACCACGGGAAAAUACAGUUCCAGGUUGUGGAUGUUUUGUGGGCUUGAGUUUUUGGGGGGACAGAAAGGGGGCUUUGGGGGUGGGGGGGGCUGGGGGGAUACGGUAAAACUUUCUUGCAUAACAUUAUAUAGCUUGAGUGGAGCUGGGCAUAUAAGGACUAGUUUUGUACUCUGUGUGUUGGUACUACUUUUUGAUAGUGGUUAAAAAUCACAUUACACUGUAUCAAUCAAACUCAUUGUACCUUCAGUUGAGAUCAAUGUUCUUUGCUAUUCUACCUAUUGGACCACUUUACCGUAUAGAAGUAAUUACCUGCACUGUUUAUUCCACAGCCCACUUUUCUUUUUUUCUUUAACUGGAAGGUGUGUUGAUUGAGUGACACGGGAUGCCCAAUGGUAUGAAAAAAAAGGGGUAAAAUAUAGUAAUAGAGUGAAUCUCUGGGGUAUGUAGCUUUUUGUUUUCCUUUAUCCAGCCAGGUUCUGUAGAGCUGUUUAAACAUGGAUGCCUAUACGUGACUUCUACAAGUCAAAAGGCCAAGCACAGACGGAUCCCAUUGGGUGGAACUCUCUGGAAAUGCACAGCAGGUGAUCAUUUUUAGAGGCACAUUGUGUUACGGCAAGAAAGAAGAAAGGCCUUCCGCAGAGAGCCACAGUCAACCCUCUUUACCUCACUUUAAAGAGCUACUACUUUUCUUCUUUUGGCCCCCACACUUUUUUCUACUUAGAGGUUCUCUACUGUCUCAUCUUUUAUACUGAGCUGACAGGUUGGGCUGUUUAGCAAAACGGUUUCCCCCCUCCCCUGCCAUCCACACCGCCUUCAGUUUACCGUCUCACUGCAAGACUGUCUGCCAUCGCUAACAUCUUUAGGUCAGUGAGGCCUCGGCGGCUAACGAUGUUUGCCACCGUAGUAGGGGAUGUGUCAUACAGCGAAGACUGCAGUCGGAUUCAGUCGCUUAAGAGUCAUCGCAGCAAAGUGGUUCUCUUCAAAACGGAGGGAAUACCCUAGAUGGCGAGCCCAUUGUUGCUCAGAUGUAUAAAGUCUGAAUGCCGAAUGCUCAGAGAUGCUACUUGGUAAGCUGAAACGCUUGUCUCCCUGUUUUCCUUUCACUAAAGCGUAGAUGUUUGGAGGCCUCUGUUGUGAGAAUACAUCCUGCCCCUUUUGGCUCGCUCACAGGCACUGUGCAGUCAUUCAAAAUAAUGAGCGCAGACUACUGUUACCCCGUAUAACACUGCAGCAGCAGCAGACAAGCUGGAUAUGUUGGGGAUGAAGUCUAGUCUGUCAUAGGGAGUGUUGCUUUUUGGGAUAAAUUGAAUAAACUAAUUACAUCUGUUUACUCCAGAUUGUUUGUCUGGAUGAAAUGAACCACUGAGGCUUGAUCUGGGGUUUCGACAAAAGGAAGGUUUCCAAGGCUAUUUAUCACACGUCAUCCUCAUGAGCCAGGGACUUUUUUUUAAUACCCUUCUCUGU
Molecule: messenger RNA, 6578 nt
Organism: Sebastes umbrosus (honeycomb rockfish)
Lineage: Eukaryota; Metazoa; Chordata; Actinopteri; Perciformes; Sebastidae
Gene: nlgn1
Product: neuroligin 1
Exons: 11
Coding region: 1305-3893 (862 amino acids)
Biological process (GO): chemical synaptic transmission; presynaptic membrane assembly; neuron cell-cell adhesion
Cellular component (GO): cell surface; postsynaptic specialization membrane; synapse
Molecular function (GO): signaling receptor activity; neurexin family protein binding
Source: RefSeq, a predicted model, not a curated record